Messenger RNA from Trichophyton rubrum CBS 118892, 783 nucleotides. RefSeq lists its product as uncharacterized. The coding region runs from base 1 to 783 and encodes 260 amino acids. Gene Ontology annotation, biological process: proteolysis. The transcript has a single exon. The record is from RefSeq and is a predicted model, not a curated record. NCBI's taxonomy places the organism in Eukaryota, Fungi, Ascomycota, Eurotiomycetes, Onygenales, Arthrodermataceae. Gene Ontology annotation, molecular function: protein binding; aspartic-type endopeptidase activity.
AUGCUGUACAUCCCUGUGGAGGUGAAUGGGCAUAAAGUGAAGGCAUUCGUUGACUCCGGUGCCCAGGUCACCAUCAUGUCACCCGCAUGCGCCUCUGCCUGCAAUAUCAUGCGAUUAAUUGACAGACGAUACGGUGGUAUUGCAAAGGGUGUAGGUACCGCUGACAUCUUGGGGCGUGUCCACUGCGCCGAGAUCAAAAUCGGGGACAUGUUUCUCCCUUGUUCCUUCACGGUGAUGGAUGGAAAGCACAUUGAUCUCCUGCUUGGCCUAGACAUGCUUAAACGCCACCAGGCUUGUAUAGACCUGAAAGAAGGCGUGCUUAAGAUCCGGGAUGAGACGGUGCCGUUCCUCCAUGAAGCCGAUAUACCCAAGCACCAAGACGAGUUUGAAGACGAGCCAAUGGUCAGGGGCUCGGAUGGAGCUAUUAUCGGAGGCAGGACUGGUGCCGUACAGCAUCCAGCUGCAGCAGGCGGGACGGCUGCCUUCCCGAGACCUGCACUACCAACUUCUUUAUAUCGUCCCCCACCAACUGGCCCGUCUCCUGGCCUUUCUCCAGCUCCUGGUCCUGCUCUUGGUCCCCGUCCUGCUCCUGCUCCUUCUGCUGCGACUGCUGCCACUCCUGCUGCUGCGGCUGCUGCUAAUGCCCCCCAGCAGCGAGCCUCGCGCUGGCCAGCUGACUCGAUUGCCAAAAUAACCGAUCUAGGAUUCACGCGAGACGAAGCGAUACAGGCCCUCGACGCAGCGAACGGUAAUCUUGACGGUGCAAUUGGAUAUCUUAUCUAG